Molecule: messenger RNA, 3255 nt
Organism: Labrus bergylta (ballan wrasse)
Lineage: Eukaryota; Metazoa; Chordata; Actinopteri; Labriformes; Labridae
Gene: limk1a
Product: LIM domain kinase 1a
Biological process (GO): actin cytoskeleton organization; protein phosphorylation; positive regulation of stress fiber assembly
Cellular component (GO): nucleus; neuron projection; cytoplasm
Molecular function (GO): ATP binding; protein binding; protein serine/threonine kinase activity
Source: RefSeq, a predicted model, not a curated record
AGUUCUGUGUGCCGCCGCAGGGAGCGACUUGACGCACAGACACACGACCGCCGGUCGGGUUGCGCUGGUGGUCGCACACCGGUAAUCUGCCCACCAUAGGCGGCUGGCUCUUUCCUGGAGCUCGGUAUCGGAGAGUGAAUGAGGUUGAUGCUGCUGUGCUGCAGCUGGAAGGACGAACGCAUGGGAGAGGAGGAAGCUGGAGGAGGUUUGCCCAUCUGUGCAGGAUGCAAACAGAGGAUCUAUGAUGAGCAGUAUCUGCAGGCCCUCAGCACGGACUGGCACACCGUCUGCUUUAGGUGUUGUGAGUGCAGUGCCUCAUUGUCUCACUGGUAUUAUGAGAAAGAGGGACGGCUCUUCUGUAAGAAGGACUACUGGGCCAAAUUUGGGGAGCUGUGCCAUGGCUGCAACGACCCGAUCACCACGGGCCUCAUCAUGGUCGCAGGAGAGCAGAAAUAUCACCCAGAAUGCUUCACCUGUCUUAACUGCAGGGCAUUCAUCGGUGACGGAGACACAUACGCUCUGGUGGAGAGAUCAAAACUCUACUGCGGUCACUGUUACUACCAGACUAUCGUCACCCCGGUGUCUCUGCCAGACUCGCCAUGCUCACGGAUCCCUCACACCGUCACACUCGUGUCCAUCCCGGCCACGGCAGAAGGCAACAACGGACGCAGAGGGCGAGGUUUCUCUGUGGCCAUCGACCAGCCGCUCAGCCCGACCAACGGCUACAGUCCUGAACACGGACCCACAGUCAGAGUCUCCCAAGUGGACACAGACUGCAUCAGCCCAGAUGUGAAAAACUCCAUUCAUGUUGGAGACAGGAUCCUUGAGAUCAACGGGACACCCAUUCACAAUGUCCCUCUAGAUGAGAUCGACCUGCUGAUCCAGGAGACGAGCCGGCUGCUGCAGCUCACCAUCGAACAUGACCCUCACAGUCAGGAGGGGGGCUCGUCAUCGGCGGAGGAGCAAGUGGACGGCCCCCUGUCCACUCCUCUGUCUGAGGUCCCCAGCCCCAUCCUGCCCAUCACCCAGCCCCCCAACCUCAGUAACCUGAAGUCUCGCAUCAUCACGCGAAGCUACAGCAUCGAUAAGUCACCAGGCUCCAGCAAUGCGGCGUCCCCCAUCUCCCAGAGGAAGGACAUCAAUCGAUCAGAGUCACUCAGAGUCGUCUCAAAUCGGACGCACCGCAUCUUCCGCCCUUCCGACCUCAUCCAUGGAGAAGUGCUCGGGAAGGGCUGCUUUGGUCAGGCCAUCAAGGUUACUCACAAGGAGACAGGAGAGGUGAUGGUGAUGAAAGAAUUGAUUCGUUUUGAUGAUGAGACUCAGAGAACAUUCCUUAAAGAGGUGAAGGUCAUGCGUUGUCUGGAACACCCCAACGUGCUCAAGUUCAUCGGAGUCCUCUACAAGGACAAGAGACUCAACUUCAUCGCCGAGUACAUCAAGGGAGGCACCCUGAGAGAAAUCAUCAAGAAGAUGGACGGCAACUAUCCCUGGAAUCAGAGAGUCAGUUUUGCAAAGGACAUAGCUGCUGGCAUGACAUAUCUGCAUUCCAUGAACAUAAUCCACCGGGACCUCAACUCACACAACUGCCUGGUCAGAGAGGACAACACUGUGGUGGUGGCAGACUUUGGGCUCUCGCGGCUCAUGGUGGACGACAAGCAUGAGGAGAAGUUGUUGCAGAGUAAACUGCCGGGGCUGAAGAAGCCUGACCGCAGAAAGAGGUACACCGUGGUCGGAAACCCUUACUGGAUGGCUCCUGAGAUGAUACACGGGAGGAGCUACGAUGAGAGAGUAGACAUCUUCUCCUUUGGGAUCAUGCUCUGCGAGAUCAUUGGCAGGGUGAAUGCAGACCCGGACUACCUCCCCAGGGCGAUGGACUUUGGACUUAAUGUGUCUGGCUUCCUGGAGCACUUCUGUCCCCAAAACUGUCCCCCCGCCUUCUUCCCCAUGGCGGCUGUGUGCUGCGACCUCGAUGCAGACAAACGGCCUGCUUUCUCCAAACUGGAAGAGUGGCUUGAGAAUCUGAAGAUGCACUUGGACAUCGGUCUACCCCUGAUGUCUGAACUGGACCAGCUGCACAAAGCCUUCUGGGAAAACCACAGCAUCACGCGUCCCUUAAACAGCCUGCACAUCCACCCCGAACAGCCGGAGUAGGGGCAAAUGCAACUGGAGGAGUGGGAAAAUUAAGAGUUAACCACAAAUAGGGCAGCGAUCUCCUGUCUCAGUGGAUGGAGGAGCAAUGUAAACACUCCUCCAUGUUUUGAAGGAGAGGCUGCAGAUGUCGGCUGGUUCAGGCGUAACAAGUAGACUCAGGGGGAAUGUGUGGGUCUGAAGAGCCAUUUGUGCGUGAUGCACACACUUAUUCAAAGUCAAAUCAAGAGUGAUUUGCUACGGUAGCUUGAUUCUGCUGCACCCAGAGCUCAAGUGGAACAUGUCAUAUGCAAUCAAACCCCAACUUUCAAAUCAUGACUCAUGUAGAAUUUAACCUUAGAGGUUAUUUCAUUCAUGGAUAUUUACUAUACUAGCUGUAGUGUGUAUAUUCAUGUGGAUUAAUCAGAAAACAAGGCUUACAGCGAAACUUUCAGCCUCCUCACGUUAGGCCUCUACAGAGUACAUAGUGCCGUAUGCGUUUGCAGGUAUUUCUGUGUGACUUUGGUUUUGCUUUUGGUUAGGAUUUCAAAACUGAUCUUAUGAAAAAUACAAAGAAGAGGGGCCUGUUUGUUUAAGGUCCACUUGCUGUCCACUUGUACAAGUCAAACAAACCUUUCAAGCUUUAAAUAGCUCACUGAAGUGUGCAUGACUGUAAAUAAUGCUGUCAGGUCAAAUCCUGGUUCAUCGUGUCGCUUUGACCUCGUUUGGUCACAAACUGCUACACCCACACGUGUCUGUGGCACUGCCCCUCUCCCUCAUUUACUGUGUAGCACUGACUUAACAAUGAGGUACACAUCUUUUGCAUACAUUUGGUAUGUCGUCUCCCAAUUUCAAGACUCGUUCAUAUUGACCUAGCAUACAUACUCAAACACAUACCACUGUAAAUAGCAGGCCACAUUGUAAAUGUUUUAAAUAUUGUAAAUGUAAAGACAUAUUUUAUAUACCUAUGCUACGUUUCCAUAUUUUUAUUGGCUGACCAGUAAAUUUUAAAUUAUGGCGCGAGUUGAAGUUUGACUGCAAUUAAUAGGGCCACAUGUUUUUUGCUGUUUCUUUUACUUUUUGUAUUGUCCCCAGUUUGGUAAGUUCUGAGCUUUUAGCAAUUGAGAU